Messenger RNA from Acanthisitta chloris (rifleman), 1508 nucleotides. RefSeq names its product reelin-like. Gene Ontology annotation, biological process: neuron migration; central nervous system development. The record is from RefSeq and is a predicted model, not a curated record. Lineage: Eukaryota; Metazoa; Chordata; Aves; Passeriformes; Acanthisittidae. Bases 111 to 1508 code for a protein of 465 amino acids. Gene Ontology annotation, molecular function: lipoprotein particle receptor binding. The transcript has 8 exons.
UGUCCCAAAGGUCUCAGGCGACUCGUUUCCGCUGGCACCAGCCAGCUCCUUUCGAUAAGCAGCAGACGUGGGCGAUCGAUAACGUCUACAUUGGGGAUGGCUGCAUAGACAUGUGCAGUGGCCAUGGGAAGUGCACUCAAGACAACUGUGUCUGCGAUGAGCACUGGGGUGGGCUGUACUGCGACGAGCCAGAGACUCCCCUUCCAACACAACUGAAAGACAACUUCAACCGCUCCCCGUCGAACCAGAACUGGCUGACGGUGAACGGGGGCAAGCUGAGCACAGUGUGCGGCGCAGUCGCCUCUGGGAUGGCUCUUCACUUCAGUGGGGGUUGCAGCCGUAUGUUAGUUACAGUGGAUUUGAACCUCACCAGUGCAGAAUUCAUCCAGUUUUAUUUCAUGUAUGGAUGUCUGAUAACUCCUAAUAACCGCAACCAGGGAGUGCUGCUGGAGUAUUCUGUCAAUGGUGGAAUCACCUGGAGCCUCUUAAUGGAAAUUUUCUAUGAUCAGUUCAGCAAGCCUGGCUUUGUGAACAUCCUUCUUCCCUACGAUGCCAAAACCAUCGGGACACGUUUCCGCUGGUGGCAACCCAAACACGACGGCCUGGACCAGAAUGACUGGGCAAUAGACAACGUGUUGAUCUCUGGCUCAGCAGACCAGAGGACAGUGAUGCUCGACACCUUCAGCAGUGCUCCUCUGCCACAGCAUGAGCGCUCCCCUGCUGAUGCAGGGCCCACUGGGAGGAUUGCCUUUGACAUGUUCAUGGAGGACAAGACUACAGUGAAUGAACACUGGUUAUUCCAUGAUGAUUGCUCAAUUGAGAGAUUUUGUGAUUCUCCUGAUGGUGUCAUGAUCUGUGGGAGCCACGAUGGCAGAGAGGUCUAUGCAGUCACUCAUGACCUGACUCCUACAGAAGGCUGGAUUAUGCAGUUCAAGGUUUCUGUUGGUUGCAAACCCUCAGAAAAACUUGCACAAAAUCAGGUCCAUGUGCAGUACUCCACUGACUUUGGCGUGAGCUGGAGUUACUUAGUCCCUCAGUGCUUACCAGCUGAUCCAAAAUGUUCUGGGAGUGUUUCGCAGCCAUCUGUCUUCUUUCCCACAAAAGGAUGGAAAAGAGUAACUUACUCACUGCCUGAAAACCUUGUGGGCAAUCCCGUGAGGUUUCGGUUCUACCAGCAAUACUCAGAUAUGCAGUGGGCCAUUGAUAAUUUCUAUCUGGGACCUGGUUGUCUGGAAAACUGUAGAGGUCAUGGAGACUGCCUGAAUGAGCAAUGCAUCUGUGAUCCUGGGUAUUCGGGUCCAAACUGCUAUCUGACCCAGACACUGAAGACUUUCCUGAAAGAGCGUUUUGACAAUGAGGAAAUUAAACCAGACCUAUGGAUGUCCUUAGAAGGUGGAAAUACUUGUACCGAGUGUGGGAUUCUUGCAGAAGACACAACUCUCUACUUUGGAGGUGCAACUGUAAGACAGGCUGUCACUCAAGAUCUGGAUCUGCGAGGGGCAAAGUAG